This is a messenger RNA of Daktulosphaira vitifoliae (grape phylloxera), 2223 nucleotides long. RefSeq names its product putative autophagy-related protein 11. The transcript is spliced from 8 exons. The record is from RefSeq and is a predicted model, not a curated record. NCBI's taxonomy places the organism in Eukaryota, Metazoa, Arthropoda, Insecta, Hemiptera, Phylloxeridae. Bases 115 to 1941 code for a protein of 608 amino acids.
AUAAGCAGUAACCGAAAAAUCCAAUUAUUUGAAUUUGUUAAGCUACUUUUAAAUUCUAAAUUUAAACGAUACGUUGUAUUUGUUAUUGUUUGCUUAUCAUUUUAAACUACGAUAAUGAGCGAUUCAUGCAGUGAAAAUACUGAUUUCUUAGUAUCUUUACCUUCAGAUUUUUUUCAAGUACAUUCUUCAGACAGUGAAACUAUUGAAGAUACAGUUACGGAAGAACUGUCUCGAGAAUCAAGUAGUUUUAAAGAAGUUGUUAACAAUUUAGUGACAAAUUUAGAUACAUUAUCGUGUCAAUUACAAAAUAUUGAAAAAAUGGAAACAAGCUAUAUAAAUAAUGGACUAUCUAGUCCAUUAAGUACGUCUUCUCCCAUCAAACCUACAACUAAAAAAGGAAAACAAAUUGAUGUUACAUCAAUUAAAACUCUAAUGAAUGAUAUGAUCAAAACUUAUGAGUAUCACGACACAAUAUUUAGGAAACUAGAAAAUAGUCAAGUAUCCCGAAAUGUUAAUUUUCAUGAAUGUAAAGAUAACUCCCCAGUUAAAACUAGAAAUGAAAUUAAUCAUGAAAAUAAUAAUAAAAACUUAAAAAGCGUAUGUUUAAACAAUGAAAAAAUUAAUAUAAGUGAAUCAAUUCCAGAAAUUACAAAAUUAGAUUCUGUUUCAAAAGAAAAUCUUUGGUUAAAAUUAGGAGAAGAAAUUUACCAAAGACAAAAUAUUGAACAAAAAGUUACAUGUUUAGAAGAAAAAAUAUUGAACUAUGAAAAAAAGUUGGCUGAAUGUAAAGAUAUCGAUCAAGAAAAAAAUAGUCUACUUAAUGAAUUAGCUGCAAGAUCAGCAUUAAUUUUAAAUCAAGUAAAAAAGUAUAGUCUCAUCAAUGAAAACAUUAGUCAAGACAUUAUAUCUGAACGUAAAAGCAAAUAUGUUGCUUUAGAAACUAUUAGACAAAAAUUAGAACGCUACAAAAAUGACUUAUCAAAAGCUACUACUCAAAUUAAUUCUUAUAAAAGUAGAACAGACGCUGCAGAAAAAAAAUUAAAUGAAGUAUUAACAAAUAGUAAAAAAGUAAAUUGCUGUUUAGAAAAAAUGAAAUUAGAUUUUGAGCAAAAGUGCAAAGAACUAGAAAAAAUUCAGAGUGAACUAAUCAAUACUAAAGAAGAUAAUAAAAAUCUUAAAAUAAUUUACGAUAAAACAGUAGAAAAGUGUCAUAAACUGGAAAAUGAAAUUUUAUUGCUAGAAGAAGAGAAAAAGUCGUGCGUAGAAAAAACUACAAAAUAUGACCAGCUUUUGGAUCAAAAGCGUAGAAUUGAAGAAAUUGUAAAUCAGAUGAAAAAUAGUGAGAGUCAAACAAUAGAAGAAUUAAAUGAGGCUAAAGAAGAAAUUAAAACUAUAAAAAAUGAACUAAAAUUAUUUUACCAAAAACAAGUUGAUGCUAUGUUAGCAGAUAAAGUAACAGAGUAUCAGCGAAAACUAGAUGGUAUAGUACAAAUGACCAAUGAAGAAAACAACUUAAUAAAAAGGCAAAUGGCCAAUAAAAUGUCAUCCUUAAAAGAAAAGUAUGAAAAAGAAAAACUUCUUAAUAGCCAAAAGCAUUCAUCUGAACUAGAAAAAUUUCAAAAAAUCAUAAAAGAAAAAAAUGAAUGUAUUAAGCUUUUAGAAAAGCAACUGAAUGCGGAAAUCCUUGAAAAACAACAAUUAGUAAAAAGUGUUAUUGGCGUUGUAAAGAAUGUCAAUGUUGAGAAUCAAACAACAUUUAAUAAAAGUAAUAGUGAUAUUAAAUAUCAAAAAAAGAAUUUUAAUAAUGAAAAAAAUUCUUCGAAAAUUGGAGAUCAUAAUUCUUUUUAUGAACAUGAAAAACUACUUCGUCAAAUUAGUCCAACAGAAUUAAGAAAACACAUUGAAAUACUGUUGAAUAAACCUCCUGGUGAACCAUUAUAAUAUCAUAUAUGUCUUGAAAAACUAAUUAUAUUUUUUUGAUAUAUCCUUAGACAGUGUAUGAAUUUUAUUUAUUGUUCACUUUAAUAGUUUUCUAUAAUCUUUUUUUUGUGUGUAUUUGUUUUGUUUUUUUAUAUUUAAAAUUAUAUUAAAUAUUUAUAUUUUUUUAUUUUGUUUAUUUCACAUUUUAUAUUCAUUAUACUAGUUAAUUAACGGUAACAAUAAAAUAUUACCAUUAUUUUUUUGUUCUGUAUAAUAUAUUUUUCUAUUUAAGAAAAAAAUUAU